AUGCACCAAGAGUUAUCUUGCGAAUCUGAAGUCUACGACUAUGAUUUUGCAAUAACAAAAGAAGCAAUUCUUAAAUACCUUACAAAAGAAAUGUCGGAGCACAUUGCUCUAAAGAAAAAUAUUGUAAAAUCCUUUAGAAAGCUUUUAAAUGAAUUAGUGCACGAUAUUCGCAAACUUUUAAACAAUUUAAAUUCAUAUUCAGAUGAAAUAAGAAAUUGCUUAGCUAUCUAUUUUUACACCCUGAUAUUUUAAUUGCGUUGAUUAAUAAGUGCAGCCAUAAGUGGCUCAUGCUGAGGGCUGAAAACAAUAGCUUAAGGAGGAAAAGGUAA
Messenger RNA from Blepharisma stoltei, 329 nucleotides. The record is from the annotation of a GenBank genome assembly. Lineage: Eukaryota; Ciliophora; Heterotrichea; Heterotrichida; Blepharismidae.